CAGGAGCGUAAAUAACCAUGAGUUUAAAUUGCGACGAGCAAAUAGCAGACAUUCUGGAUGAGAUUUAUACUUGGCUCGAUCAAAUACCGUUCUCUCGGCCAAGAAAAAAUCUCGCUCGAGAUUUUUCCAAUGGAGUAUUCAUGGCCGAGUUGUUGAAGCAGUAUUACCCGCGGCAAGUAGAUCUCCACAACUACUCCUCCAGCAGUAGUCUUUCAAAGAAGGUCGACAACUGGCGGACACUUAACCGAAAAGUUCUGUCGAAAAUCGACCUCAAGCUGUCUGACAACAUGAUCUACCAGAUAGCUUCAGUCCAGAACAAAGCGAUAGAAUUCCUCCUCAUAAAGCUGCGAUCGAGGAUCCUGAAGGAUUGCAACGAUGAAAGGAGGUCCUUGUACACCGCCAGUGACACAGGAAAAUCCAACAACGAGGUUGACUCUGUUCUGGACAUGGAUGAGGUGCAGAACAGGAAAAUUCCACGAUCAGCGUUUCUGAAACUGAAGCAGGAGCUGCAAGAGAAGAAGGACAUGCUGGUGAUGUUGGGGGAUAAGGUGUUCCAUCUGGAGAGUUUAAUUAAACUGAAGGAUCAGAGGAUAGCAGACCUGUCGACUCAACUGACGAGACUUCAGAAAUAA
Molecule: messenger RNA, 632 nt
Organism: Diachasmimorpha longicaudata
Lineage: Eukaryota; Metazoa; Arthropoda; Insecta; Hymenoptera; Braconidae
Product: sperm flagellar protein 1-like
Exons: 2
Coding region: 18-632 (204 amino acids)
Biological process (GO): regulation of cytoskeleton organization
Cellular component (GO): axoneme
Molecular function (GO): microtubule binding
Source: RefSeq, a predicted model, not a curated record